Molecule: messenger RNA, 807 nt
Organism: Drosophila miranda
Lineage: Eukaryota; Metazoa; Arthropoda; Insecta; Diptera; Drosophilidae
Product: auxilin-related protein 1-like
Exons: 3
Coding region: 1-807 (268 amino acids)
Source: RefSeq, a predicted model, not a curated record
AUGGGUGAUACACAAAGUCGGCGGCAGGCGUACCAGGUCGAGCGCGAGGAGCAAAGGGCGAGUAGGAGUAGGUACCCGGAGCUACAAUUGAUGGCCUCACCGCUAGUGUCAACCGCGGGAUCCAUGGGACCGACGGUGUCCCCCAUGGUAUCGCCGGGGUACACCGAGGCGGAAAGUGACCUAGAAUUGCGCGAGGAGCCCCGGACCAGCAGGCGCGAGGAGCCCCGGACCAGCAGGCACGAAGAGCCCCGCACCGACAAGCGCGAGAAGCCCCACCCCAGUAAGCGCGAGGAGCGGCCUGAGGGAGGAAGGAGGGGGCGCACGGAGACGCGGAAGGAGGAGCCCAGUGAGCGGGCCUCGAAGCGGGCGUCCACGCGUUCGACGCGUACGGCCAAGGAGUCGUCGGCCGACAGACCCACAGGUCGAGGAGCCGCAGCCAACGCCGGCCGAAACCGCGGUCAAAGAGCCGCAGACAACGCCGACCGAGACCGCGGUCAAAGGCCGCAGGCAACGCAGGCCGACAUCGCGGAAGAUAACGCGGCCGCUGAGGCACGACGCCUCGCGGAAUGGCACCGGCGGUUCGCGCUGGCCGCGGCGGCGGUGGAGCGGAGACAACGGCGUGUAUGGGAGGACGCCUUGACGCUGGAAAAGAGGCUGAAGGCCACGCAGGAGGCUGAAAAGGCGGCGCAAGAAGCGGAGGCGGAGCGCCACGAGCGAGACGUCGCGCACCAAUGGCGGUACCCCAGAACCACCACCGAGCCAAAAAGCAAUGCCCGCCGCGAUAAAGAUAAGAUAGAGAAACUGUAG